AGCGGCAGCGGCGGGCCGGGCGGCAGUAUGGGCUCACGGAGGGCCCCCAGCCGCGGCUGGGGCGCGGGCGGACGGGCCUGGGCCGGGGGCGACGGCGAGGACGACGGGCCCGUGUGGACCCCCGGCCCUGCCAGCCGCAGCUACCUGCUCAGCGUCCGGCCCGAGACCAGCUUAUCAAGCAGCCGGUUGUCUCUCCCCAGCUCUGGAAGGAGCACCUUCUGCUCCAUCAUUGCUCAGCUCACAGAGGAGACCCAGCCGCUGUUCGAGACCACACUCAAGUCCCGGGCUGUGUCCGAGGACAGCGACGUCAGGUUCACCUGCGUUGUCACAGGAUACCCAGAGCCAGAGGUGACAUGGUAUAAGGAUGACAUGGAGCUGGACCGCUACUGUGGCUUGCCGAAAUACGAGAUCACUCAUCAGGGCAACCGCCACACACUGCAGCUCUACAAGUGUCGAGAAGAAGAUGCCGCCAUCUACCAGGCCUCUGCCCGGAACACCAAGGGCAUCGUGUCCUGCUCGGGCGUCCUGGAGGUGGGCACUAUGACCGAGUACAAGAUCCACCAGCGCUGGUUCGCCAAGCUGAAGCAGAAGGCUGCGGCGAAGAUGCGUGAGAUUGAGCAGAGCUGGAAGCAGGGCAAGGAGGCGGCGGGAGAGGCCGACACCCUGCGCAAGCUCAGCCCUGACCGCUUCCAGCGAAAGCGGCGGCUGAGCGGGGCUGAGGUGCCAGUACCGUCCGCCCCCACCAGGGGAGCUGAGGACAGCACCCCGGCGGCUUGGCAGGAGAGGGGCACUGAGCCUGGUCAGCACCCAGGGUCAGGCCUGAUGAACAGCUUUGCCCCCAGAGAGGUGACCACCAAUGGGGACGCUGCCCCUGAGAACGGGGAGGGCGGGGAGCACGGCCUGUUGACAUACAUCUGUGAGGCCAUGGAGCUGGGGUCUCAGAGACCCCCCAAAAAGGAGUCUGGGGCCAAGAAGAAAAAGAAAGAUGAAGCACGUAAGCCAGGGCUGCGGAAGCCAGAGUUAGAGAAGGCAGCUCGAGGCCACCAUUCUGAAAACUGUGUUCCCACUUCGGACACGCCUGAGUCCUGUGGGGCAGUGGAGCCCAUGGACACGGAGCAGGCUCAGAGCCGUCCCAGAGGCAGGGCUGCUCAGGGGACUGGGGCUGCCAGGGUGGAUGGCACCGGGAAUCCAGCCUCGGCCGUGGGCUCUGCAGACCAGGCCCAGAAUGCCCCAGGCCCAGACCAGGAAGUUUAUUUCUCCCUGAAGGACAUGUAUCUGGAGAGCACCGGGGCAGUCAGGCCUCAGGGGGAGGAGGGGUCCCACACCUCAAGUGGCAGGGCACCGGGAGAGAUGCCCUCAGGCAAGGUGCCCAGAGAGGCCAGAGGUGAGAGGGGGCCUGCUGCCCCUGGCCAGCCCAUGCCCUCUGCCCCCCAGCCGACUAGGCCUUUCAACAGGAAGAGAUUUGCCCCUCCGAAGCCCAAAGAGGAGCCCACCACCAACAGCAAGCCCGAUGCUUCCCCAAGUCAAGCUCCAGAACCCGGAGCCCAGAGCCUGGGGAAGGCCCCACCUCAGGUCUCUGCCCAGGCGCCAACACCUCCUGCUCGGCGGAGGCACAGCCCGCUGCAGGGACAAACAGGCGGCAGGACUCCAGGAGAGGUCUCAGAGACCCAGGCGGCCAGCAGCAGCACUGAUGUAACCUCUGCUGGUGGCAGCACCCCCAGAAGUCAGGGCGUCACUGAGCCCAUGGAUACCAAAACUCAGGAAAGUAGGAGAGCACAUGCUGAUGGGCAACCCGGAGGCAAGAGGAACACAGAGGCAGAUGGGAAGAUGCAGGUGGAUGGCAGGACACGAGGAGAUGGAACCCCGAGGACACAGGCGGAUAGGAAGACACAGGUGAACGUGACACAAGAAAGUGAGAGGCCAGCUUCAGACAGGAGUUCCCCGGCGGAUGUGGUAGCACAGGGAAGGGCAGGGACACAGGUGAAGAGGACACAGGCCGGUGAGAGGACACAGGAAGACAAGGGGAUGCAGUCGGAGAGGGGCAUGCGCACGGCCAUUGAAGGUCAGUCAGGGGAGGAGUCGCUGACCUGCCUCAGCCCACAGCCCGGAGCUCCUGAACGCCCACCUUCAGAGGCUCUCAAGUCUCCUCGGAUUACUGAGUGUUGUGAGCAGGCCCCAGGAAGGUCCUCUGUCCCAGAAAAACCUGGUUUCAUGCUCAGAUCUGAGGAAGCAGCAGUAACAGCCUCCGAGAACCAAGAGGAAACUGUGUUGGGUCCCCUGGCAGGGGGCCUGACACUCCCAGCGCAGCCGCCUCCUGAGGAUGGCUUGGAGCAGACGGGAGGAGAGAAAUGCCGGGGGCCGGAGUGGUCAGGUCCGGUCAGGGACAAGCCGGAGGAUGGCCUGUUCCAGUGCCCCACGGAGGAACACAUGAGGGACGUGCUGUCUGUGGAUCCGGGCUGCUGUGCCCCUGUCGGCCUAGGCCCCGAGGGGCCCUCUCUUCCAGCGACUGGCCUGACUCAUAGCUCACAGCAGGGGCUGCCUAGCACCCCGACUUCUCAGUACGUGAACGCAGCUGCCUUCCUGCCCUCUGGCGAGCACGCCUUGCUCAAUUCUGUCCCCCCACUGCACUUGGGGCUGGGAACCCCCACCCAGAGUCACCCACCAGAAACCAUGGCAGCCAGGAAUGAGGGGGCCUGCACCAAGAUGCCAGAUGUGGAAGGGAGGCCCCCAGACCCCCGGAGCUGUGACCCAGGCCUCAUAGAUUCCCUGAAGAACUACUUGCUUCUGCUGCUGAAGCUUUCCAGCACAGAGACGAGUGGAGCGGGCACGGAGGCCCAGGGUGGAGCUGCCCCCGGAGGCCCAGCGCCCUCGCCCAUGCUGGCCCCCACCGUGGAAGUGGCUGGUCUGAGUCCGCGGACGUCUCGGCGCAUCCUGGAGCGCGUGGAGAACGACCACCUGGUGCAGAGCGCACAGACCCUGCUGCUCAGCCCCUGUACCUCCCGCCGCCUCACCGGCCUCCUGGACCAAGAGGUGCAGGCUGGCCGUCAGGCUCUGGCUGCUGCCCGGCGCCCCAGCCCCAGUCCCAGCCCCCUCACCGUCCCGGCCAUUGUGGUAGGUGAGGAGGAGGGCCCUGGGCUGGCGUCAGAAGGGCCCGGUGAGGGUGAGAGAGAGGCCCCCCUUGAGGGGCCUGGCCUCCUGGGCACCUCCCAGGAGAGCAGCGUGGGGUGUCAGCUGGGGGAGGCAGGUGGUCAGGCCACCUCUGGUCAGGGCCCUCUGUCAGCAGAGAGCAGAGCCCAGGAACCCUUCCGGGAGGAGGAGGGCCCAGGGGAGGCGCUGCCAGGUCUGCCCGCAGCUACCCCCGAGGAGCUAGCUCUGGGGGCCCGGAGGAAGAGGCUUCUCCCUAAGGUCAGAGCAGCAGGAGACGGGGAGGUAGCCAAGCCUGAAGAAAAGGAGAGCCCCACGCUUUCCCCCCGAGGGCCCAGGAAUGGCCUUUCGCCUGGGUCCCCCGGGCCUCCAGGGCGGGAGAAACGCUCCCCUACCCAGGGCCGAAAGGCAGGCCUGCUAGAGGUACCGCAGGCAGUGGAGGAGCCGGCAGCAGAAGACCCGGCCUCCAACCCCAAGGCCAGUGGGCAGAACGCAGAGCUGGCCCUGGACGAAGGCAAGCAGGAAGCUCCAGCCAAACCGAGGAACGCCAAAGAAGACCUGCUAAAAGCCCCACAGGUGAUCCGGAAGAUUCGGGUGGAGCAGUUUCCUGAUGCCUCGGGAAGCCUGAAGCUCUGGUGCCAGUUUUUCAACAUUCUCAGUGAUUCAGUCUUGACAUGGGCCAAGGACCAGCGCCCAGUGGGCGAGGUGGCAAGGAGUGCAGGGGACGAGGGGCCGGCGGCCUUGGCCAUCGUGCAGGCGUCCCCCGUGGACUGCGGCACGUACCGAUGCACCAUCCACAACAAGCAUGGCUCGGCCUCCACUGACUUCUGCCUCAGCCCCGAAGUGCUGUCAGGAUUCAUCUGCAGAGAAGAAGGGGAAGUUGGAGAGGAGAUUGAGAUGACCCCCAUGGUGUUUGCUAAGGGUCUGGCUGAUUCUGGCUGCUGGGGGGACAAGCUGUUUGGGCGCCUGGUGAGCGAGGAGCUACGAGGGGGUGGACGUGGGCACGGCCUUCGGAAGGCCUCCCAGGCCAAGGUCAUCUACGGGCUGGAGCCCAUCUUCGAGUCGGGCCGCACGUGCGUCAUCAAGGUGUCCAGCCUGCUGGUGUUCGGGCCCAGCAGCGAGACUUCUCUCGUGGGCAGAAACUACGAUGUCACCAUUCAGGGGUGCAAGAUCCAGAACAUGAGUCGGGAGUACUGCAAAAUCUUUGCAGCGGAAGCCCGGGCCGCGCCUGGCUUUGGGGAGGUCCCUGAGAUCAUCCCGCUGUACCUGAUCUACCGGCCUGCAAACAAUAUCCCCUACGCUACCCUGGAGGAAGACCUGGGCAAGCCCCUGGAGCCUUACUGCUCCCGGGAAUGGGGCCGUGCUGCGGCGCCAGCAGCAGCCAGCAGCUCCGAAGCCAUGCAGAAAUGCCAGACCUUCCAGCACUGGCUGUUCCUGUGGACGAAUGGCAGCUUCCUGGUCACAGAUGUGGCAGGGGUUGGCUGGAAGAUGACUGAUGUGCAGAUCGCCACCAAGCUGCGAGGAUACCAAGGCCUGAAGGAGAGCUGUCUCCCGGCCCUGCUGGACCAGUUUGCCUCCUCCCACCAGUGCAACACCUUCUGUGAGAUGCUGGGGUUGAAGCCCCUCAAGGGCCCCGAGGCUGCCCACCCCCAGGCCAAGGCCAAAGGCUCCAAGAGUCCAUCUGCUGGCAGGAAGGGCCCCCAGCUGAGUCCUCAGCCCCAGAAGAAAGGCCUCCCCAGUCCCCAGGGCGCCCGGAGGAGCGCCCCAAGCUCCAAGGCCACUCCUCAGACCUCAGGGACGGUUGCCACCGAGUUAUUGGGGCAGCCUCCCAUCCAAGAGGGGGGCUCCAAGGCCCAGGGCACGCGGUAGCCCCCACAGGAGGAACAAGGAAGCAGCUUGAACGAUGGAGACUUUCCCCAAACAGACUAACUGGAGAAGGUGCACUGAGGAGGCGCCGCUUGGGGCCUCUCUGCGUAGCCUCUCGUCGGUCAGCUCCUCAAUCAGGCGGCUUUGGUGCCUGGCACACAGCUCUGUGGCCUCUCCUGGUGCCAUGUCACCCGGGGCUCCCCGGCCCCCCCUCAAGGGCCCUGGGGGCUGAGACCCUCCUUGAAGUUUACACUGGCCACUGCUGGAUGCUCCCUGAGUCCUCUGCAUGAGCUCUGCACCCCGACCCCUUGCCCCAGCCAGAUCUGUCAUGGAUGGUGUCCCCUGGGGCAUGCAAGCCAGCACGUACCCUCUGCCCUUUGCUUCGCCCUGGCCUAUCCCUGUCCUUGGGCUCCAGACUUCCUCAGCUGGGCCUGGCCCAGUGACUCUCAGGGUGUCUUCUCCUUCUGGCUACUCUGCCUCAUUCAUCCAGCUUGCCCUGCAACUAACUUGUCCAUGAGCCCACAUGGGGCUCAGGGCUCUUCCAGAACCUGUUAUGUCCUUGUGUGGUGGCCUUUGGGGACGCGUGUUCUUGCUCUUCUUUCCCCCAUCACUCAGGCCCUCACUCACCUACUUCCCAGGCUUCCUGGCACCCCGCCCCCCACCCCCCAUCCCUGGCCUUGAGCCUCGUUGCAGCCUGCUGCCUGCCCCUCCCUGACUCUGCUUGUCCCCUUGUCCGCUGGCUGCCCUAGCCUGACCCAGCACCCUCCCCCCCAGGCCCCAGGUGAGGAGCAGACCCUCUGGCCUCUAGCGCACCUGUCUAUCCUCCCUUAUGCUCCAUGCCCCUGCCCGUGAGCUGAGAACUGGCGUGAGGGUCGUGUCAGCAGCUGUGGCCAGAGGGAAUGUAUGGCCUUUGCUACACCAAGUGCUCAGCUCUGAAAGGAGCUGGGGGCGUGUGAAUUUCACAUCCCCUCUCGACCAGGGCUGGAGGGCUGGGAGUCUUCUCACAGGGGAGUAAUAUGGGAGUUCUAGGAAGGACGUAAGCCAUCCCCGCAUUGGGGUCAAGGGCUGUGUCUGUGGCUGGGACUUAGGACCCCUGCUCCCCGCCGUUAGCUCUGAUCCUGGGUCUCCAGCUCUGGGGCCUCAUAUGUGGGCUCCCAAGGAAUUGCUGUGCCGGGCACCCUGGGUCCUUCCCGAAAGCCCGUCCUGGAGGCCCUGCAUGGGGUGGGUCUGGAGCUAGCCUGUUCCCCUUGGAAUGCAAUAAAGGCAGCAACUGUGUUUCCUUUUCACCCUCAUCUGCUGUGGUUGUAAGUGUGUGCACUCAGGGUCCCCUCUCCCCAGGAGCUUCUCCAUGGCCACCUCCAGUCCUCGGGCCCACUGGAAAAAAUGAAUCCCUGUUUUGGCUCCUGGAUUGACGUUCAGUCUCAGCUUUCUGUGGCCACAGCUAGAUAGUCCGUGCUUCUUGUACAGUGGGCCGAUGGCUUGUGCCCCGUAGCAGGGUAUCUGGGGACUGGGGCCCAGACUGGACUUGUUCCUUCAUUUGGGAGAGGAACACGAAGGAACCCAGCAGGGGGCUCAGGCGAAACACCGGUUCCUGGCUGCCCCUCUGCCACUCACUGACUGACCAUUUCCUGCCUCCCGAACAGUAGAGAGGCUUCUCAUUUCCAGCCCCCCGCCCCAGCGCCUUUCCUUGCCUGUCAUUUACCACCUCCAUGUUAAGAUUUCUGACUUCUCUACCUCCUGUCGUGCUCAAGUGACUCUCCUCACUUUUCCCUCUUGUCCCAACGUGCCCCCAACUUUUCCAGCCUGCCUAUCCUGAUAACCUUGGUAAACUAGAGCUGAAAUAUUG
This is a messenger RNA of Rhinolophus ferrumequinum (greater horseshoe bat), 6856 nucleotides long. RefSeq names its product alpha kinase 3 (gene ALPK3). The record is from RefSeq and is a predicted model, not a curated record. NCBI's taxonomy places the organism in Eukaryota, Metazoa, Chordata, Mammalia, Chiroptera, Rhinolophidae. Gene Ontology annotation, molecular function: protein serine/threonine kinase activity; ATP binding. Gene Ontology annotation, biological process: cardiac muscle cell development; protein phosphorylation. The transcript has 14 exons. Bases 28 to 5013 code for a protein of 1661 amino acids. Gene Ontology annotation, cellular component: nucleus.